AUGACGUCGAGAGAUAGUAUCGUAUGGCUCCCAAAAGAGCUGUACAGUUCCGUCGAGAGAUUCGCCGACCCAGAACAUUUCAUCUGGUGCCCCAUGCCCUUCGACGACUCAUUACCACUGGAACAAACGUCGUUUAUCCAUAUGAAGGAGGAAGAAGAAGAUAUCGACAUCCGUGAGCCGGUAGUGGAACCCGUAUCGAAGAACUAUGAUCGUAAUCGAGAUUCCGGCAUCGAUCUAAGCAUGGACUAUGAGGUGUCCCCGCCCCCGAGCGUACAUAUACCAGACGAACCGACAGAUCCAUCAAGCUCAGAAAGCGAAUCCGAUAAAGAUGUUCCUUCAAGGGAGCCCACACAGGAUGCGAACCGAGGGAAGCGAAGGCAACGAAGGCGGCCGCCAAUGAGGCACGAUUCCCCCAAGCCAGAAGAGCCCAAGGGACCAACGGUUAGGGAGAGUCGAAGCUUUGCGGUGCAUUUGGGAUUAAAUCUCAAUGUUGAGGUGUCCCUGAAAGCAAGGGUGUACGGCGGAUUGGAGCUAAGCAUGCUGUAA
Molecule: messenger RNA, 546 nt
Organism: Colletotrichum siamense
Lineage: Eukaryota; Fungi; Ascomycota; Sordariomycetes; Glomerellales; Glomerellaceae
Exons: 2
Coding region: 1-546 (181 amino acids)
Source: RefSeq, a predicted model, not a curated record